AUGAUAGAUCAGAACGGAGGCGCUACGGCCUCUGGUAGCUCUUUACCAGCUGCAGUGGUGCCUGAGUCUAUAGCAAUGAGCGCGACACCCCCCGUCAGCACGGUGGUUAGCCAUGCGCUUCCAUUGGAGAAACCUGGGGCGGUACGGACGCGAACGAUGGUGAUAUUGGCCUUCUGGGCAGUCAUUAUAUUUUUCGGAUUUCCGAUGUGGUGGAAAACGACUUCUGUCUACCGGGCGUCUUUACCCCUUGAUGAAAUGACAAGUUGGGCUGAGGACAAGGCUUGCAAACCAGAGUUUCCGCUGGAAAUUAUCCUUCGCACGCCUUCUAUUUCACUGGCAGAGGCCCAGGGCCUGCUGAGAACGACACAACACGCCCUAGACGAUCUGAAUGAAUUCCCAGUCCAUCACCUACGCCUCAAGCUUGCGGAACAUACAGAAACGGCCGAAAACAAGCUAGACAUUGAUGUGGAGAUGGUGGACAACUCGAAUACUGCACUUGUUGUUAACCUCAUCUCGAAAGAAGAAAUACCAGCUCCGAUAUCAGAGCUUCAUUCCUAUUCACCGCGGAUGGACAUUUGGUAUCCUCCCAGUCAGCUUCCUUCCGUUACCUCUACAACAUCGCCUCUGAUUACCUUCAUUGCUGGCGAGAUCCAGAAGUUAUUCAACGAAGAAAAAGCAACCAUAGCACAUAUUCUCGGACAUGACUUCAACUCCAUAUCACCCACAAUGGCUGAGAUCGUUAGCAAGCGAGUUACAAGGUCUCUUAAAUAUGCUGAGACCUAUCAUUUAUCUUUCUCGCUCUUCACGCCUGGUUCACAACCGUCUUCGUGGGAGAUUGAGGAUGCGAUCCAGGAAUAUAUGCUUCCCCUACUACAUGCUUUCUCUCCAAUCAGCAACUUCUCUAUCGAUACGCAAGUCCAGCUCUAUGCGUCAUUUUCCCCGUCUUCUCCUCACCCGGAGUUUGAUGAGGCAGCUCAGCAAUGGACUUUAAAGGAGGAGCACCUGAGCGCGUUCAUCAACGCAGCGGAAUGGCCCUUAAGUCCAAGUAUUGGCAGCGGGCCAACAAUUAACUUCGUUCUCUACGUACCGGCUCCAUCGCAGUCACCACUCGUCGUCAAAGAAAGCCAGGCCACGAGCUGGAUUGUGCCACAAUGGGGUGGUGUUGCUAUAGUCAACCCGCCGCUUGCUGCCGCCACUUCUUCUAACCCAUCCUACCUCACCAAAGAAUCACUCAAACCAGCUCUUCUGACAUUCUCGCAUCAACUACUCACUCUCCUGGGAACACCCGCCACUCCAUCCUCCCUUCCCCUCCGCUUGCAGGCAUUAAUCCGCACCCGAGCCGCGAGCUUAUUGCUUUCUGCAUCUUCAACCAUGGGCUCACUUGCCCGACUAACGCAAUCUCUCUCAUCAAUUCCCAUCCCUCUUAACGUCGCCUCAUCAGUAAUUACCACCCUGUCCCAUCUUGCAUCAACAUGCCAGCUACUCCGCGAAGGCAAAUUCACGUCUGCUCUUGCCAGUGCGCGAGUGGCCGAGAAGGAAGCCGAAAAGAGUUUCUUUGAAAAGACUAUGGUGGGCCAGAUGUACUUCCCGGAUGAGCACAGGAUUGCCGUUUAUUUGCCCUUGUUGGGACCCAUUGGGGUUCCGCUGGCUAUGGCGUUGUUGAAGGAGCUGAAGAAUUUGAUUACGGAUUUCAGGCAGAGAAGAACGAAGAAAUAG
Talaromyces atroroseus is the source of this 1716-nucleotide messenger RNA. RefSeq lists its product as hypothetical. NCBI's taxonomy places the organism in Eukaryota, Fungi, Ascomycota, Eurotiomycetes, Eurotiales, Trichocomaceae. Gene Ontology annotation, cellular component: GPI-anchor transamidase complex. The transcript is spliced from 2 exons. Gene Ontology annotation, biological process: attachment of GPI anchor to protein. The coding region runs from base 1 to 1716 and encodes 571 amino acids. The record is from RefSeq and is a predicted model, not a curated record.